Macadamia integrifolia is the source of this 306-nucleotide messenger RNA. RefSeq lists its product as uncharacterized. The record is from RefSeq and is a predicted model, not a curated record. The coding region runs from base 1 to 306 and encodes 101 amino acids. The transcript has a single exon. Lineage: Eukaryota; Viridiplantae; Streptophyta; Magnoliopsida; Proteales; Proteaceae.
AUGAAGGUGAACAAAUACGAUGGGAAUUGGGAGAAGCAAUGGUACGGAGCAGGGAUCUUCGUGGAGGCGAGCGAAGAAGUGGAAGUGGAUGUAUUCAAGAAGCUGGACGAGAAGGGCCGAGGAGAGGAAUUAGGGCUCACAGUGUCCUCCAUCGAGAAGCUUGGUUUCUUCUCCAAGGCAGAGGAGUUAGGAUUGUUGAGUUUGCUGGAGAAAGUCGCCGGCUUCUUGCCAUCGACGUUGGCUUCGUUAUUGCUACCUCUCUUUGUGGCUGCUAUGGCCGUAAUCGUUGUGAUUCCCGACGAUUAG